This is a messenger RNA of Didymodactylos carnosus, 1620 nucleotides long. The record is from the annotation of a GenBank genome assembly. NCBI's taxonomy places the organism in Eukaryota, Metazoa, Rotifera, Eurotatoria, Philodinida, Philodinidae.
AUGUUUACCAUAAGUACGUCUCGUAUUAAAGACAAAGAACAAUUACUACUUCAUUUUAUUGCAUUAAAUGGGUGUGAACUUUAUAUUUUGAAUAUUGUUAAAGCGUCAUUACCACUUAUACAAGUUGAUCCUAAAACACAACAAUUUGUUGAUGAAUAUGGACGUGUUAGAAUAUUUCAUGGUGUCAAUGUCGUUUAUAAAGUACCACCUUAUAUUCCACAAUUAACUGGAUUUACUCCACAAGAUUCAUUAUCAGAUAUUGAUUUAACAAAUUUAAGAAAAUGGGGUUUUAAUGUUGUUCGAUUUUAUGUGUCAUGGAUGGGUGUUGCACCCACACCAACAACUAUUGAUCAAAAUUAUUUAUCACAACUACAAACAGCGGUCACAAUGAUGGAAAAUCAUGGUAUCUAUACAUUAUUAGACAAUCAUCAAGAUGUUUUCUCACGUUAUUUCUGUGGUGAAGGAGUACCAGAUUGGAUUGCUGAAAAAAACAAGGGUCAAUAUAAAGAAUUUCCAUUUCCAUUAGCAAACAAUAUAACUCGUGAUCCUACUACUGGUUAUCCUCUACUCACGGAAUGUUUAAAUCGUACAUUUGCUGAAUAUUAUUUAACAGAUGCUGUUGCAUCUGGAUUCAAUAUGUUAUUUACUAAUCAAAAUGGGACACAAGAUGCAUUAGCAGCAUUUUGGAAAACCGUUGCUACAACAUUUGUCAAUCGUUCAUCCAUACUGGGUUACGAAUUGAUCAAUGAGCCAGCAUUUCCAAGCAUUGUUGAUGUUAUUGAACUUGGUUUAGUCGAUCGCGUCUAUUUGAAACCAAUGUAUGAAAAUCUUCAUAAUGUUAUUCGAACAGUUGAUGAUAAACAUUUAAUAUUUUAUGAGCCAUGUGUGUUCGAUGUUGCUCAAACGGGUUUUACACAAGGUCCUGGUGGACCAAAAUAUAAUGAUCGACAAGUUUUUAGUUAUCAUGUCUAUUGUCUUGAUGUCAAUAAACGAGGAGAACCAAAAUCUGAUUUAGUAUGUGAUAUUUCUGAUACAGCAUUAAUAGAAAUGCGUGUAUCAGAAGCCAAACGAAAACAAUUGGGUGGAAUGAUGAUGACUGAGUUUGGAGCUUUAUCAAAUUCAUCAAAAGGAAUUGGUGAAAUAAAUCGAAUAACAGGAAUUGCUGAUCAAAGUCUACAAAGUUGGGCCUAUUGGCAAUUUAAAAAAUAUCAAGAUUUAACAACUCAAGCUAGUCCGGCAACAACUGAAUCAUUUUAUGAUGAAAAUGGAGAAUUAGAACUCAAUAAAGUAAAAGCGUUAUCACGAACCUAUGCACAAGCAAUUGCAGGUUUACCAACAUUGGUCAUCUAUUAUCCUGAAUCAUCAACAUUUGAACUUCGUUUUAUUAUUAAUACAUCUAUUCAACAACCAACAAUUAUUUUCUUAAAUGAAGAAUUAAAUUAUCCUAAUGGAUAUGAUAUUGUUCUUACACCAACUAACAGUCUAAAAUGGACAUCAAGUGAACAAAAUUAUUUAGAAUUUUUGCCAACAUCGAGUGCACAAAAUGGAACGACAAUUUCAAUUCGAAUAAUACAACAACUUAGUUCUUAUGCCAUUAAAUGUAAACGAUUACAGUUAUAA